ACUGACAGGCAAGACCCACAAAGAUCCCCGUGGUUAGAUAAAGUGAAUGUGGACAGUUUCACUUGAGGCAGAUUUUGGCAAAACCCUAAGCGAGAGGUAGGUAGGUGGAAUCCAGCAGUUCCAACAAUAAAGAAAUGCAUGCAUUGAGAGGCUGAACACUCAUUUAACUUCUCUGCUGCUGGGUCGGGUUCCACUCGGGGAGGAGUUUCCUGUCUCUCCAAGCCAAUCGGAGCGUUCGGAAACAGGUCAGGUAGCUGAAGAGGACCUCAGAGAGAGCGCAAGGCAGGGCAGAGAAGCCACGCAUACUGGGAGGUCAGUGGACUCAUCGGGGGGAUUAUGUCCAAACCUUCGACCAACGUUAAGGCCCUGCAGGCUAAUUUGAACAUCCCGAUGGGAGCUCUGCGUCCAGGGGCGGGGCAUCCUGUCAAAAGGAGAGAGGAGACAGCAGAACCAGAAGAGGCUCCUUCACCAGACCCAACUUGCCAACCUGCAGCUCAGACACCAGAGGAGAAGAAAGCGUUGCCAGGUGCGGUGAAGCUACCUGGGCCUGCGGUGAAUCUAACAGAGCUGCAAAACGUCAAGAGUGAAUUACGAUGGGUCACCAAGGAUUAACAUGAUCUUCCUGCCAGACGACGAGGACGAUUAUCUUCAUGGACACAGAUUUGCCCACCGCUGCUGAAGACUAGCAAAAUCUCCAAACUCAACAUGUUUGGAAACACUGAAAGUCUCUGAAGCUCGACUUUUGUAAACUCUCUUCCAAUCAGUAAUACAGCAUUAAAAGUUUGUCUAUCACUAGGGGUGGAUGCUGUUUUGUCACUAAAUCCAGAAUUUAAUUUUAUUUUGUACAAAAAUUUGUUUCUGCUACAGAUAAGGCUUCAUUUUACUUCUGCGAUGUGUUUUCUUUUUUGAGUGUGUUUUUUAAAGGUGCUUUCAAUUGGAUGGUUAGAAGGAAAUAAAUUCAAAGAUUAUCAUGAACUUCCCAAAAACAAAACUUUUAAAUUCAGUGUAGAAGAACUUGUACACACAUCAGCUGUUCAACUUUAAUUUAUAUGGAUGCUUUCUGAUAAGUGAUUUCUUUCUAAAUGUUCUUCAUACAGCUGACUGUUUGGGUUAAAGAAUAAUGUUUAUGCUUUUCAGAUGGAAAAUGUGUUAUGUUUGUUUAAUGUUGUUACAAUUCCCAUAAAAUUUAAAUAUUGCAAUAAAUCCAACAAAGUCCAAA
This is a messenger RNA of Melanotaenia boesemani (Boeseman's rainbowfish), 1219 nucleotides long. RefSeq names its product small muscle protein X-linked (gene smpx). Gene Ontology annotation, cellular component: costamere; muscle tendon junction; M band. The record is from RefSeq and is a predicted model, not a curated record. NCBI's taxonomy places the organism in Eukaryota, Metazoa, Chordata, Actinopteri, Atheriniformes, Melanotaeniidae. Bases 337 to 612 code for a protein of 91 amino acids. The transcript is spliced from 5 exons.